This is a messenger RNA of Megalops cyprinoides (Indo-Pacific tarpon), 9705 nucleotides long. RefSeq names its product plexin B3 (gene plxnb3). Bases 256 to 6000 code for a protein of 1914 amino acids. The record is from RefSeq and is a predicted model, not a curated record. Gene Ontology annotation, molecular function: protein binding; semaphorin receptor activity. NCBI's taxonomy places the organism in Eukaryota, Metazoa, Chordata, Actinopteri, Elopiformes, Megalopidae. Gene Ontology annotation, biological process: regulation of cell shape; positive regulation of axonogenesis; negative regulation of cell adhesion. The transcript has 36 exons. Gene Ontology annotation, cellular component: semaphorin receptor complex.
UGGCGCUGCGGGUUUAACUUCUCCGCCUCGAUCGAGGAAAGUUUUAGUCGUAAUACUACUGCUUGCGUGGGGAUCGGGGAUGAACUCCCAUUUUUGUCGGUCACCCGGAGGGGUUCGAUGUCGCUGCGUAAAUUGUUAAAGGUUCACAGUUAGCUAUCAUUUUGGUGAGUUUUUUUCGGGCUCCUGGUUGUGUCAAAGUCAGUGCACAACCCCGCAGCGCAGGAUCCUCGUAAGGAAAGCAGGUAAGGGGGUGCCAUGCCAGCUGCUGCUCCCCUGCUGCUCCUCCUCGCCAUCUGGUGGUGGCCGCUGGUACUGCUGCUGCUGCUGCCUCCGCUCCCCCUCGCCCUGACACAGGUGGAGGGGGUUGUCUCCGCGGGAGCCCCGCCCUCCUUCACCGUCCUGUCCGACUCGCUGAACGUUUCGCUCAAAGGCGCCCCCCUCAGCCACCUCCUCCUGGAUCGCAGCUCGGGGCAUCUCUACGUAGGGGCGGUGAACGCACUCUAUCACCUCUCCCCUGACCUGCGACUUCUCUCCUGGGGCAAAACCGGCCCCAAGCUGGACAGUCCUGACUGCCUGCCCCCCAUCGACCCGCAUGACUGCAACCAGGCCAAGGAGACAGACAACACCAAUAAGAUCCUGCUCCUGGAGGAGGGCGGGGCCAGGGAGCGGAGCCUCAUCGUGUGCGGGACUGUGCUCCAGGGCAUCUGCGAGAAGAGGAGCCUGGGAAAUGUGUCGGUGGUGCUGUACCAGACGGACAACCCCGUGGACACGCAGUACGUGGCGGCCAACGACCCGCGGGUGUCGACGGUGGGCGUGGUGGUGGAGCAGAGGGGCGCCCUGCUGAUGCUGGUGGGGCGGGGCUACACCAGCAAAGGUCCCGGCGGGAUCCCGCCCAUCACCACGAGGCGCCUGGUCCCCAGCCCCAGCCACUCGGCCCCCGCCUUCUCCCACGAGGAGCUGGGCAAGCUGGUGGUGGGCAGCUACUCCGAGUUCAACAACCACUUCGUCACAGCGCUGCUCCACAACAAUCACGUCUACUUCCUGUUCUCCCGCCGUGACGUCUGGGGCAAGCGGGAGUACCGCACCUACGUCUCCCGCCUCUGCGCUGGGGACCAGUUCUUCUACUCCUAUGUGGAGGUGCCCCUGUCCUGCAGCGGUGGCUACAACCUGGCGCAGGCGGCCUCCCUAGGGGUGCUCCGGGGCGCCCCGACGCUCUUCGUCGCCAUGGCGGCCGGCCAGGCGUCCACGCCCACCCCCACGCCGCGCUCGGCGCUGUGUGCGUUCAGCAUGGCCGAGCUGGACCGCGCCCUGCAGCGCGCCCAGCUGCUCUGCUACACGGAGAAGGGCCGCAACGCGCAGGGCCAGGAGGAGGCCUACAUCGAGUACGAGGUGUCCUCGGAGUGCCUGAACCUGCCUCAGGACUCUCUGAGUGAGUACCCCUGUGGAGGGGAGCACACGCCCAGCCCCAUCGCCAGCGCCGUCCCCCUUCCUGCCGCACCCAUCCUGACCCGGAACACCCAGCUGACUGCCGUAACCACGGCCACCGAAGCCAAUCACACCAUAGUGCUGCUGGGAGACAAGAGAGGGCAGCUGCACAAGGUGUUCCUGCAGCCCAAUAACACCGGGACUCUGUACGAGACCGUGCAGGUGGACAAGGACAGCCCGGUCAACGCCGACCUGCUGCUGGACGCUGCGGGACUGAGCGUUUACGUCAUGACGGAGAGCCGGGUGAUUAAGGUGCCGGUGUCUCAGUGUGGACAGCACUCAGACUGUGCAUCCUGCCUGGCAGCCCGGGACCCGUACUGCGGCUGGUGUGUGCUGGAGGGGAGGUGCACUCGCAGGCCGGAGUGUUCCCGCCACAAGAGGCCCAAUCAUUGGCUGUGGAGUUACGACGGCGGCAGCAAGUGUGUGACGAUGCAGAGCGUCAGGCCUGCCAUUCAGAGCCGAGAGGAGCGGACAGAGGUCUCUCUCACAGUUGCACAGUUGCCCUCUUUGUCGGAGGAGGAGUCUCUGUCUUGCUCUUUCGGAAACCUGAACGUUCAGCCUGCAGUUGUCAAGGCGACCAGCAUCACAUGUCAAUCACCCCCGCCAGAACUCCUCCCACCGAGCCCUCCCGGCAGUGAUCAUGUGUCCCUGCGGGUAGCCCUGAUGUUUGGGGAAGUGAUUGUCUCCCACACCAACAUGACCUUCUACGACUGCAGGGCUGCAGGACAGCUCAACACCACCUCCCCGUGCAUGGCCUGUGUUGGCAGCAGGUGGCCGUGUAACUGGUGUGCUUUGGACCAGCUGUGCACCCACACUAAGGCCUGUCCCCAGCAGCACAUCAUCUACAACGUACUGGCCCAGGAGCUGGAGCCUCGAGGCGUGGAUUCCUGUCCCUGUGUUUGGGCCUUGCAGGGCUCACCUCUGGUCCCGGUCGGGUUCGACACGCAGCUGGUUCUGCUGGGGAGGAACCUGAACCUGUUUGAGGAUGAAGAGCAGUACAUGUGUGUGGUGGAUAUAGAGGGGGAAGAGCUGAAACUACCAGCUACCCUGGAGAAGGGCAAAGACGCACAGACCCACACCAUCACCUGCGCUACUCACCAGUUUCAGUACUCUGCCGGGCAGCUGGAGUACCCCGCCCCUGUGUUCCUGAUGAGGGGCUCCUCCCAGCGCAUCGACUCCACCCCGUACCUGCGCUUGCAGCUGUACAACUGCACAGUGGGGCAGUCAGACUGCAGCCAGUGCCACGCGGUGUCUGCGCAGUACGGCUGCGUGUGGUGCGGAGGGGCCACGCCCAGCUGCAUGUACACCCGCUCCUGUCCCACGAGCCCUGAGGCGAGCUGCCCCCCUCCCCAAAUCACCCAGAUCCAGCCCCUGACGGGCCCCCUGGAGGGUGGCGUCCUGGUGACCAUCUCGGGCUCCAACCUGGGCCAGCGCUUCCAGGACAUCGAAGGAGGGGUGGCGGUGGCCGGGGUGAGCUGCCUGCCACGGCCAGAGGCCUAUCUCAUCUCCACCAGGAUUGUGUGCGAGCUGAAGCCCAGCACAGAGGAGACUCAGGGCCCCGUGACAGUGACGGUGGGGGAUGCCACACCGGGACGGUCCCCGCAGAUCUUUACCUACCAGGAUCCCCAGCUCAUAGGGAUUGUGCCUGGGAGAGGCCCUGUCUCUGGUGGCACAGCUCUCACAGUGCAGGGGACCCAGCUGCUGACAGGACAGAGGAGUGACCUGACUGCCUAUGUCGGCCUCCACCCCUGCUACAUAGUGGAGGAGGUGAAUGACACACAGCUGGUCUGCCGCACCAGCCCUGGAAGACAGACCGGAGAGCUACAGGUCAGAGUGCUGUUUGGCAAGGCAGAGAGGAUUGUGGGAGAUGCAGUCUUCCAGUACAUGGAUGACCCAGUCAUUACUGAGGCAGAACCAGCAGAGAGCUUCUUUGGGGGUGGGCGUGCUAUUAGAGUUAGUGGGCAGAACCUUGACGUGGUACAACAGCCAAUGAUAUCAGUGUGGGUGGAGCCGGUGAAAGAGAAGGAAACCAAUGGAAGAAAGAGACGAUUUAGUCAACCUACAGCCAAAAAUCCACACGUCCUACUCAACAGCAGCAUCCCAAAGAUACAGGAACCGUGCACUGAAGUCUCCUCGGAUCAGAUGACCUGCGUGACGCCUCCCGUGCCGCAGAGGUCGAAGGUCAUGGGGGUGUGGUUCGAGCUGGACAACGUGCGAGUGGGCUUCACUAGUGUCAGCGGGAAGCCUUUCACUUACCACCAGGAUCCCGUUCUCUACCCCCUCAACCGGGACAGCCCAGACCUCCCUUACCGCUUCAAACCGGGAGGGGUUAUCGCUGUGCAGGGUGAGAACCUGACCCUGGCGAUGACCCGACAGGAAGUGGUUGCUCGAUUAGGGCUGGAGGAGUGUGAGGUGAAGACGCUGGACAGCACACACCUCUACUGCGAACCCCCAGAGAACCAGCCCCUCAGCCGUGACGGCUCUGACACCCCACCCACCCUCCGCGUGAUGAUGGGAAAGCUGGAGUUUGACCUGGGCCCGGUACAGUACGACAGUGACACCCUACCCCCCGUCCCCCUGGCGGCUCAGGUGGGCCUGGCAGCGGGGGCCGCAGUGGUGGUGCUGGUGGUGCUGGUCAUCAUUCUCAUGUACAGGAGGAAGAGCAAGCAGGCUCUGCGGGACUACAAGAAGGUGCUGGUUCAGCUGGAGACCCUGGAGAUUAACGUGGGGGACCAGUGCCGGAAGGAGUUCACAGACCUCAUGACUGAGAUGAUGGAUCUCAGCAGUGACGUGGGUGGCCCGGGAAUCCCUCUCCUGGACUACCGCACGUACGCCGAGCGCGUCUUCUUCCCUGGUCAGAGGGGGGCGCCGCUGAGCCAGAACCUGGACCUGCCGGAGUCCCGUAGACAGACGGUGGAGCAAGGCCUGGGGCAGCUCAAUAACCUGCUCAACAACAGGCUCUUCCUCAUCAGGUUCAUCCACACCCUUGAGGCCCAGCAGAGCUUCUCUCAGAGGGACCGGGGCUAUGUGGCCUCCCUGCUCACCAUGGCUCUGCACGACAAGCUGGAGUACUUCACCGACGUCAUGAAGACUCUGCUGGGAGACCUGGUGCAGCAGUAUGUGGACAAGAACCCCAAACUAAUGCUGCGAAGGACUGAAACGGUGGUUGAGAAGAUGCUGACCAACUGGAUGUCCAUCUGUCUCUACUCCUUCCUCAAGGAGGUUGCCGGAGAGCCUCUCUACAUGCUGUACCGGGCCAUUAAGUACCAGGUGGAUAAAGGACCUGUGGACGCAGUGACGGGGAAGGCCAAACGCACUCUGAACGACAGCCACCUGCUGAGAGAGGACAUCGAGUACUGCUCUAUGACCCUGACAGUGGUGGUGAAGAGUGGAGCGGAGGUCCAGCACUGCCCGGUCAAGGUGCUGGACACCGACACCAUCACCCAGGUCAAGGACAAGAUUCUGGACCAGAUCUACAAAGGGGUUCCCUACUCCCAGAGGCCUUCAGCAGACUCCCUAGACCUGGAAUGGCGAUCUGGACAGGCAGGUCACCUGACCCUGUCAGACGAUGAUGUCACGGCCAUCAUUCAGGGCCGCUGGAAGAAGCUCAACACUCUGCAGCACUACAAGGUGCCAGACGGUGCCACGGUGGCUCUGAUCCCCCGCUCCCAGAGCUCCGUCCAGAUGGGCGUCAGUCAGGUGUACCAGACCGGAGAGAAGACACCCAUGCUGGAGGGGGAGGAGGAGGAAGGGUUGCGUCUGUGGCACCUGGUGAAGUCCAGUGAAGACCCCGAGAUUCCCAAACACCGCAAGAGCAGCAUGAGGGAGAGGGAGCGGGCCAAGGCCAUCCCUGAGAUCUACCUCACACGCCUGCUCUCCAUGAAGGGCACCCUUCAGAAGUUUGUGGACGAUGUGUUCGUGGCCAUACUCAGCACGAAGCGCCCCCCACCCAUCGCGGUCAGGUUCUUCUUCGACUUCCUGGAUGACAUGGCGGAGAAGCAUGGCAUCGACGACCCUGAGACCGUGCACAUCUGGAAGACCAACAGCCUGCCCCUGCGGUUCUGGGUGAACAUUCUGAAGAACCCCCAGUUCGUCUUUGAUGUGCAGGUGACGGACAGUGUGGAUGCCGUGCUGUCCGUCAUUGCACAGACCUUCAUCGACUCGUGCACCACGUCAGAGCACAAAGUGGGCCGGGACUCCCCUGUGAACAAACUGCUGUACGCCAGAGAGAUCCCCAGAUACAAGCAGUUGGUCGAGAGGUAUUACAGUGACAUCCACAGUGCAGUUUCAGGCUGUUACCAGGAGAUGAAUUCCACUCUCACAGAGCUGUCGGGGAGUUUUGCGUCAGAGAUGAACAGCUUGGUGGCUCUACAUGAGCUGUAUAAAUACAUCAACAAGUACUACGACCAGAUCAUCAUGUCUCUGGAGGAAGAUGCUGCGGGCCAAAAGAUGCAGCUCGCCUACCGGCUGCAGCAGGUCGCCGCCCUGGUGGAAAAUAAAGUCACCGACCUGUGACCCACCCGCUGGCUGUCGUCGUCAAACGCUUCUUUGGCUCUGGGAUGGGCGUUGCACUCAGGGCUGUCUGAGGUUCACAACCUAGUGGAAAAGCACACACUCUGUAAAGGCAAACACUGGAGUUCCCAGUACUCUCUGCUCUGAAUUCAGAUUCAUUAUGGGAUCCCGUCUCUUUCCUUUUAGUGGGAUCUCAGAGAGACAGAAUGGAGUAGGACUCUCCUUUCUGAAACAGAUUGGCGAGGGAGCUAUAACUGACUUGCAAGAAAGUUUUGCUGUAUGUGUUGGAGCGUGGGUGCUUGCGCGUGUGUGAGCGUGUGUGUGAAUAUGUGUGUGAAUAUGUGUGGGAGCGUGUGUGUGUUUGUGUGUUUGUGUGUGUGUGUGUGUGUAAAUUGUCCGCUCGCUGUUUGCAUGUACGGGCUUGUGGAUGUGUAUGCUCUUGUGAGUUAGUAAAUUGUCCUUCAGUGGCAGCAGUGAUAUGGGAAUCAAACAAUGAUUCAAACAUCAGUCAGUGCUGUGACCUCAGCAAUCCUUUUUUGUACAGUGAGUAAUCAUAGGAGCCACAGAGUGAACCUGCAGGAUAUGCUGCCAACAUGUUGAAAUGUUACAGACUUUAUUGCAUCUGCGCAGAUUUUUGUGAUCUGUCUACAGCACCACCUCUGUAGAUCCCACUUAUAAUACAGGAGGGGCCAAGAUCAUCAGAUCCCACCAUUUGGAAGGACAUAUAAGCUGUUUAUAUUCUCACCUAUGAAACUGGUGAAUUUUAAAUUGAGUUCACAUGUCCAAAUGUGUGUGGAAGAAAAUGACAUGCAAUACUUUUAAAACAGUUUCCUCCCCGGGCCUGUGGAAGAUAACACCUUGGAAGGAUGUUAUCUUAAAAAUCUGGGAAAUGACCACUGUUGACGUUUUGAAUACUGACUUGAAAUCUGAGUGUUUAUAGUUACUAUUAUAAAUUCUGUUCAGUUUAACAGAACGGAAUGUCUACUUUGAAAUGCAGUUGUGUUAUGGGUCUGUAUGACAAUGUAGUUAUUCGUUUAACUGUUUUUUUUUCCGAUGGAGUACUAAUCCUAGACAGUCACUGAACAUGUGCCAAUACAGCUAUUUAAUGCUUGCUUUUCUCAAGAGCAAGGACCCCCAUAAGCAAAGGGGGAUAUAAGCGUAUAUUAUUCUCUGGUGUCUUCCUGUCAGUUUCUUUUGUUAUGAACAAGGUCAUUCAUCAAUUCAAUGGCAUGGUAAUUGUUAAUUUAUUCUUAUCUAAGAGAUCCUCCAGCAGUUCAUUAAACAGUCUCUGCUGGAUUUUAAUAAACAUGAGCCACGCUUAUGCAGCAUGAAAACAAAACUGAAUGAGGAUUGUAAAUAUUAGAAUGUGGAAUGGAACAUGGAGAUUUUUUUUUUUUUUUUUUACCUUUGAACAAGUUUAGCGUUCUCAGCUUGAAGUGCUGGUCCACUGUGCUGUUGUGGCCAGAAAGCAACUACACUGCUCCAAUAGACCUACCCUACGAAGAGCCUUCUUAAAUCUACAGCACGUGUGUUAUCGAUGAGCAGGACUCAGUGGGGUUUCCUCGAAGCUAGACCAAAAUGAACAGUAUUGAUUUGUGCAGGUCAUCAAAAUACCUUUUCAUUUCAAGUAAAUACAGUACUCCUUUGACGGCAAGUGCAUAGCAAUAAACGUGAGAAUAAAAACUGCCAGGGGCUGGAAUGGUGAUGUGUGGGGCCGCAGCUGUUCAGACAGGCAGGACCAGAUGUUGCAGGAGGUGGGGUCGGUGGGAACAUUGUGCAGGCUUGUAACUUCACUUUUAUCUGUGACUUAAGUGCUGCAUCCCAGCUCCAACCAUGGGCUGGUGUUCUAGAAGAGACACUGUAUAGAGACUAACUUAUUUACUGUAAAUAGUGCUUAUUUAUACACAAUUGCCAAAUGUGCCUUCCUUUAAACCAGUUUUAAAUGAUUACUAAAUGACACAGACUGAAUAAAUUUCAGUAUGAAUUAUUUGCCAAAUAAAAAAAAAAUGUGGCAAAAAAUACAGUGGAUUUGUCCUGAGCAACAGUCCUGAUCUGAAAUGAUAAAGAAAGUCAGACAGGCCCAGGCUCCUGUCUCUGUUAUCACAGUACUAAUACUGAAGGAAGUGGAAAUGACUAGUGUUUCUCUUCGGCUUACUGUCAGUGUUCACGACCUCUGUGCUCAGUAGCUUUAGUUAAAAUCACUUUAAACUUGGUCAGAUUCCUUACCCGUUGCUGAGUACAGCGGCCUUUUCUCGGGGUCUGCCUGACUUUGCAAGGGCUCUUGUGAGAAGAGGAGAGAGGUGGUGGUGUACAUAGAGAAAAUUUGAGUAUUAAUCUAUAGAUUGUAAACUCUUCAGUCCUUAAUCUGAUUUUAUCUGUAGCACUUUGUGUUGUUUUUUUUAUUUUUAAACUUUUCCAGCCCCCUUUUUAAACUUGCAGACAGUGUAUAAAGAGACAGUUGGUGUACAGAUGGUGAUUACUCCCUGAUCACUGUGCUGUUUGUGAGCCCUGAAUGUUUGUGUGCAGAGUCUGCUAGGUUCACUUGGAGGGAGGGUUUGAGGGAGUGUGCAGCAGAGCAAGGCACACACAGAAUGAAGUAUCAUCAGACUCCAUUCUUAGUCAUGACCUGGGAGACAUGGACCGUUUGGCUUCCAUAUAAAUGCUUGUGUUGGAUUACAGGCAUUUAAAUAUUUCAGGCUGAGCUGUCGACUCGUUCGAUGAACCUUUUAAAUUAACUAAUUUAUGUAUUUAUUUGUAUUUAACUGGAGCCAUCAGGGUUUUUUCCUCAUGUUUAAUGAGGCAGUGCAGUUACCCCCACUCCCCCCUACAACCCAACCCCUCCCCCCCUUAGAACGUACGUCAUCAGGAAGAGACCAAACACCACUCCACACUGCUGCGAAUGUCCGUUGAAAUUCUAUUUAUGCCUGUGUUUGUGUUAGCCUGUUGGUUGUUUAGCUCUGUGUGUUUUUGCCUACAGUUGUGGUCUUGAUUAAUAUAAUUUUCCCUUGCAUGUUUGUGAUGAUGUUUAAUGCCUGGCUGGAUAUUUGUGCACACCUGCUUGGUUGGGUGUUUGUGUAUGUGCGUGUGCAUGACACGUGUGUGCGUGUAAGUGCGUGUAAACUAAAGUUCUUGAAUGUCCAGUCUUUGUGUUGACGCGCUUGUGGACGUCAGUAAAACAGUUGUCACUGGUACACUACAAGUUCCUUUUGGUGUCGUUGGUGGAGAGACUGACAGCCCGGGCAAAUUGAAUUCCACGUCUUCCUUUCAGCACUCUUCCAUAACCCUGCAGCCAUCGCUCCUUCACUUCGCGGUGUCCUUUUCAUUAAAGGGAUUCUCAACUCUUUAGCCUCUGUGGCAGCAACAGCACAUGUGCUUUUUUAUCAUGAUUCUAUUUUAGAUAGAGAACAAUUGAACAAUUGGGACUGAGGCCUCAGGUAUAGUAUCACAAUCGACAUUUUACUUUUUUUUUCACUAGGAAAAGGAAUAGUGCAAUUUUUUUUAAGGAAAUUGGAACUAAAAGAAGUGAACUCAGCCUUAUGUUUUACACUUUUGUAUUUGUAUUGUGUAUAGUUUGCUAACCAUUGUGUAUAUGUGCCUGUAAAUAUCGUGAAGAGAAGCUGUUCGUACUGUUGAGCUGAAUGGAACUACUCACUGUAUCAUUUGCAGACGAUUUGGAAGCCAAAAUGAUAAACUGAAUGAUUUAUAUGG